Molecule: messenger RNA, 2833 nt
Organism: Protopterus annectens (West African lungfish)
Lineage: Eukaryota; Metazoa; Chordata; Ceratodontiformes; Protopteridae
Product: glycoprotein-N-acetylgalactosamine 3-beta-galactosyltransferase 1-like
Exons: 5
Coding region: 940-1932 (330 amino acids)
Cellular component (GO): membrane
Molecular function (GO): N-acetylgalactosaminide beta-1,3-galactosyltransferase activity
Source: RefSeq, a predicted model, not a curated record
AUAGGUUAGCUAAACAAGUGAGAGCCUGUCUGUCAGCUCGGCAAUGAGUUUGCAUAACACAGCCUAAAUAAGGUACGUUAUCUCAAUUUCAGUUCCCUUGUUUAUAUUCAGGCUUGCAGUGGAAUAUGAGUUGGUUUUGUUGAUGGAACAGCUGAUUUGCUCAAAUCACACAACCUGUAGAACAGCUAGGCUGUAAAAAUGAAGAUCACCUUGUUCCCAAACCUGUAUUUUGACAAUGAGAAGCGCAUAGUUAACGUAACGAACUUAGCCUAAAUGUAUACCUUUUGAAGUCCUCAUAAAUGAGAGGCCUGCUGUGCAGUUUCACGUCAGAAUGGAGGUGUGGUUUUCUGGAUUGCAGAAAAGUAGCUGUCUUGAGUGAAAGGCAAUGCCGACUUCUUGCUGAUAAUGAAAUAGUACUACUGAGUACUUCAGAACUUCUCUGAAAAAAAAACUUCUCCUUUCAGACUUUGUCCAUUUAAUAUAAUUUCUUCAUUCCCUAGGAGUCAAUGGCAACAAUUCGGACCUUGUAUCUCUCAAGCACCUGCUUUUUCAACCAAGAGAUUGCAAUUUACCUAAACAGACUGCAUUUGCAGUUCCAUUUCAGUUAGCUGAGGGAAGUAAUGCCUGAUUUUUGUCAAGAACUGCUAGAAGAAGAAGGUGCUACAAGAAGAAUUCUUCUGUUUUUAUAUUUUUUAUAUUUGCACUCAGAUGACCAUCCGAAUACCUAAUGGUGAUAUUCCUUGACUUUGACAAGCAGAACUAAGGUGGUCCAUCUUUGUUUUUGGUUGACACAACUUUGCCAUGUGAGCUCCAUGGCCAGUAGAAAGCUGGUAUUUGGCCAUUUGCCCAUAACAGCUCAACUAAAAGGGUUUGACGUAAAUAAGUAACCAGCUAAACCACAACAGCCAAUAUUAUACCUGUUUCCUGUUUGUGAUUACAAUGAUGUCCAAAUCCAUCACAUCACUGCUCCUGUAUUCUUGUGGGGCGUCACUGGGAGUACUUCUGUUUCACAUCCUGUUUUUAGAACUGAGGACAGAAUAUGCUUCAGAAACACAUGACGGCACGAUGCAUCACUUUCUGUACCACCAGCUACUUAACAUCACUAAAGAAGCAAAUCGCACUUUAGCUGAAGACUUGUCACACAGAGUUCGAAUUUUAUGCUGGGUGAUGACUGCACCCCAAAAUUUAGAGACAAAGGCUAAGUAUGUAAAGCUGACUUGGGGAAAGCGCUGCAACAUCCUGCUAUUCAUGAGUUCAGAAAACAACACAGAAUUCCCAGCUAUAGGUAUGAAUACUGGUGAAGGCAGAAAGCAGCUGUAUAAGAAAACAAUGCUGGCCUUUCAGUACGUCCAUGCCCACUACUUGGACCAGGCAGACUGGUUCUUCAAAGCAGAUGAUGAUACUUAUGUCAUUGUUGAGAAUUUAAGGCUGUUACUUUCUAAGUAUGAUCCACAGCAGCCUGUGUACCUUGGUAAACGGUUUCGAAUGUACAUGAAGCAUGGUUAUAUGAGUGGAGGUGCAGGUUAUGUUUUGAGCAAAAAGGCACUACAGAUGUAUGUGGCAGCUAUGAGGAACAAUAGGUGCAAUCAUACAACUUCAACAGAAGAUGUGGCACUAGGAAAGUGUAUGGAUAAACUGGGAAUCAUUCCAGGAGACUCCCGGGAUAUUUACAAGCAGGAGACAUUCUUUCCUUUUUAUCCAGAUCACCAUCUUAUGCCUGGAUUCCUGCAGAAGACCUCCUGGUUCUGGCGAUUUAACUACUACAAAAAUGUGAAUGGUCCCAAAUGCUGCUCUGACCUGGCUAUUUCUUUUCAUUAUAUGAACUCAACUUACAUGUACAUGAUGGAGUUUUAUACAUACCAUCUCCGAGCUGUGGGAUACCAGUACCAAAAAGAAACUGAUUUCCCAGUUCCAGCUGCCACACAUAACUGACUUUCAGAUAUGAGAGUCGUUUAAUAAGAUGUGGAUACUGAAUAUCACUGUCGAAAGUGCUCCUUUCUCUAGUUGUAGAAAUAAUCUACUGGCAACAUGUUCAUGACUGUCUCCUUCUCAGGACAUGGAUGAGAAAGUCUGAUUUGGGAUGAGAAGUUAUUAUGUGAUUUUUUUUCACUCAUGUGCCAAUUAAAACUGGUUUUGUAUGCAGCUCACUGUGUGGUUCAUAUUUCUCAUUUUUAUUUGAGAGGUACGCCACAGCAUAUUCGGCUUUUUAUACUCAGCCUCCAUUACUUACAGGGAAGUGAGAAACAACUGUGCAGGUACAGACAAGUGCCUUCUGUGCUCCGUGAUGAAGGGGGCUACUUCUCUGUUGCCAUGAUGGAUAUUACAAAGUCCAAAGAACAGUUAAAUUGGAUUAUACCUAUGACCCUCUAAAGGAACUAUUCAGGCUAUGGUAAAUUUCAUUUGUGUAGCCAUUCUUUCAGUUUUAUGAAUAGCUUUAUGAUGUAACUUUUUUAAGUGUUUUGUGUCUUUUCAUUGUUUUUUCAGGGAAUAAUUGAUUGUUUUGGGAGUUUACUUGUAUGAUUUAUGCUAAAUGUACAAACUAACCACUCUGAUAAAUUGAGUUGUGUAUGCAUUAACUUAUUUACAAGGAAUGUUUGUACAUAACUGUAAUCUAUUUCUGUCCUGUUAAAAAAUACAUUUAGGAAUUUAAACAGUGAUUCCUCUAGGAUCAUAGAAAGCUUAAAGCAUGUUAUUUUUCAUCAGACUAUCACAGUAGCGGUUAUCUAUUUCUGUUUUUUAAGUAAAUCCUGCUCUGAGUGGUAUUCUGUACUGUAUAAUUUUGCCACUUUCUCAUACAUAGAGAACACAAAUAUUAAAGCAUUCCUUCAUUCGA